Molecule: messenger RNA, 3351 nt
Organism: Scedosporium apiospermum
Lineage: Eukaryota; Fungi; Ascomycota; Sordariomycetes; Microascales; Microascaceae
Product: Nucleoporin NIC96
Exons: 2
Coding region: 1-3351 (1116 amino acids)
Biological process (GO): poly(A)+ mRNA export from nucleus; protein import into nucleus
Cellular component (GO): nuclear pore
Molecular function (GO): structural constituent of nuclear pore
Source: RefSeq, a predicted model, not a curated record
AUGUCGCUGUUUGGCGGCGGUCAGUCGGCCUUUGGCCAGUCGACAGCCUCCCAGCCUGGAGCCUCCAGCAUCUUCGGCCAAACCGCUGCCUCGCAAACUCCCGCCGCAUCCAGCCUCUUUGGUGCAUCGACCGCUACGAAACCAAGCUUGUUUGGCCAGAGCACUGCGACCCAGCCCGCUGCCUCGACGACCCAAACUCCCGCAGGUAGUUUGUUUGGAGCUUCGACGACUACCCCGAAAGCCAGCUUGUUUGGCGCCCCAGCCACGACCCAGACUCAGCCUUCGACUUCUCUAUUCGGCGGACAAGCGGCGAGCACGCAACCCUCCGCUUUUGGAGCUACGACUACGACCCCGAAGCCUUCCAUUUUCGGUGCCCAGACUCAAGCUCAAGCCCAACCCCAGGUCCCCAGCUUGGGAACGGCCCCUUCUAGCCUUGGUCUGACGCAGAACCAGGGACAACAACAGCAGCAGCAGAACGGUCAACAGCCCGCCGGCGCUUAUUUUGAUACCCUGUUCGCUAUGACCAAGAAACGCACCGACGGAACGACCCAGGACAUGCCGCACCUGCAGCUUGGUCUUGGUGACCUCCGCCAACGCCUCAAGAAGAUUGGAGGCAAGACCCCCGAAAAGGCUGUCGACGGAAGGGCUCAUUACGUUCUUGCCGCCUCCGGUAUUGACCUCGGCGCAGCCGCGAAGGACCUAGGCUCCCUCUCUGUUCAUCCGAGCAAGGUUGAUCGACAUGCUGGCGAGACGGGCGGCCCCUCCGAGAUCGAUGUCGAGACGUACCUCGAAAACCUCCAGAAGAAGACGACGUUGGGCAUGAUACAGGACGGGCUCGAGAGGUCUGCGAAGGCCUUUGAUAACUUCCUCGAGGACAACAUGGCCGCGGAGUGGGAAGUCCAGCGCAAGCGCAUCUACGAACACUUUGGAAUCCUGCAGCGAGACACGGGCGGCGAUUCUGGAAGGGAAACCCAGGCCGGAUUCGGUCGCUCUCGUCGCAAGUCUCAGCUGGCUGGUGCUGCCUCGCGAGCCGGCAGGAGCACCAUUCUCGGCAACUCUAGCCUCCAGCGCUCCGUCAUCGGUGCCCCCGCCCGCAUUGGCAGCCACAAGCCCGAGUUUUCCGAUGUCGAGCGCCCGAGCGAGCCCUCGCGCCAGCUGGGCGGCGUCCAGUCAUCUGACGAUCGUGCUCUGCGCGAGAAGCAGAGCAAGCUGGCCGAAAAGGUCACCAACCUCAACAAGGCUCGUGUCCUGCAGCACCCUUACCCCAUCCUGUCGGAGCUCGCCGAGAUUGAACAGAAAUCGCCCGAACCCCAUGCCUCCCACGUCACACAGGCCUACAGGGCCGUCAUGGAGAUUGUUGGCGAGAAUCCAGAGGCGGAUACCUCUCUGAAUAACGCCACGGCCAAGGAGAGGCAGUUUGUGUCGAUGUAUUUGGACGACAACAAGAACUCGCCCGAGUCUUCGGCCAUGCGUAAGAGGAUCCUAUCGGGCGCCAACCGCUUCCUCGAGAACCAGUUCGUCGCCGAGAUGGAGUCUCUGAUUGCUAAGCACCCCCAUGAGGCGAAUCUCGGCGGUCGCCCUGAUAUCGUCAGCAAGGUCAAGGCAUAUAUCCGAUUAAGGUCUGCCCGUAAGGAUCUCGUCCCCGACAACUCCGAACUUCAGCAGGUCCAGGGAGAGUACGUGUGGGCCAUCGUCUUCUAUCUUCUCCGGUCCGGCCAUGUCAUGGAUGCCGCCCGAUAUGUCAACGACAACCUCAACAGUUUCCGCGGCAUUGAUCGUACCUUUUCCACCUACCUCAACGCCUACGCGUCCAGCGAAGAGAGGCGGCUCAAGAGGCUCCUUCAAGAACGCUGCGCUAGCGAGUACACCCAACGAUCACGGAACGCACCCGAGAACUCCAUCGAUCCCUUCAGGAUGGCCUGCUACAAGAUUAUUGGUCGCUGCGAGAUUAACAACCGUAGCCUCGAAGGCCUGAAGUCAGACAUCCACGACUGGAUUUGGCUGCAGUUCAACCUCGCCCGCGAGGCUGACAGGACUGUCGAGUUUGCUAGCGAGAUGUACGAUCUCGCGGAUUUGCAGGCCAGCAUGCGAGAGAUUGGAUCCAAGCAUUUCCCCAAGUCCCCCUCCGAGGACAACAAUGGCAAUUUCGGCAUGUAUUUCUAUCUUCUGGUCCUCUCGGGUCAGUUCGAGGAGGCCGUCGCCUAUCUGUAUCCGUUUUCGUACGUUGACGCGGUGCACUUCGCCCUCGCCCUCGAGUACUACGGCCUCCUGCGCCCCAGCGACCCCCUCACGGCCGACAACGAGCUGCGCAGCACCGACAGCCGCAGCCGCACGCAGAUCAACUUUGGCCGUAUGCUAGGCUACUACACGCGUGACUUCCGCGCCGCCAACGUUGAGGCCGCCGUCGACUACCUGACCCUCAUCUGCCUUAACGCCGACCUGCCUGGCGAAUCUGGCCGACGCCACGCUAACCUCUGCCACGAGGCCUUGCGCGAGAUUGUCCUGGAGUCCCGCGAGUUUAGCAAGCUCAUCGGCGACAUCCGCCCCGACGGCCACCGAAUCAAGGGAGCCAUCGAGCUGCGCGGUGCCCUUAUUGGCCUCUCGGACGAGGACGACUUCAUCCAUACCGUUACGCUUCAGGCUGCUAGCUUCGCUGAGGAGACGGGCCGCACUACCGACGCUGUGCUCCUUUACCACCUUGCCGGCGAAUAUGAUACCGUCGUCGCCAUCGUUAGCCGCGCUCUCAGCGAGGCCAUCGCCAUGGACAUUGGCGAGUCGCCCAUGGUGCUCAUGCCCGUGAAGCCCCGUGCCGCAGCUGGCGCCAAGGACGCCGAGCCCGGAAGCAGCUUGAGCCUUGCUGCCAUUGAUGACCCCGUUGAACUUGCUAAGACCAUGAUGGCUAUGUAUGAGCGUGACGCUAUGUUCCACCGCGGAAUCCAGGAGCAGAAUAAGGUUGCUUGUCGUAUCCUACUCGAGUUGAGUUCGAUUAAGACCCUUGUUGAGGCUAGACAGUGGGCUCAAUGCCUUGACCGCAUCCUCCCCCUCGACAUCCUCCCCCUCGACGCAAAAGGCGACCCCUCCACGAUCCGCAACCACGCCGCCCGCUUCCCCUCCCUCUCCCCCACCGUCGCCGUCAAUGUCCCCAACCUCCUCCUCUGGACCAUCCACGCCUGCGUCAAGCAGCGCGACCAGCUCCUCGCGGGCCACUUCACGGGCAACGAGAUGUCGCGGCAGAUGCUCGUCGACCAGCUGCGCCAGAUGACGUUGGACCUCACGGCUUACACGAGUCAGUUGAGGUAUAGGUUCCCGCCGCAUUUGCAUGAGGCUCUCGCUAGGGCUUCGGCGGAGUAA